AUGACUGACACCAAUGAAACCGCAGCUGCUGUGUCUCAAAAUGGCUACUCCUCUCCUUCACCCAGUAUCCCCAACGGCAAACCUGCAUCUCCCUACGUGAAGGAAAGCAACCCAAUGGGACAAAAUGCUGCACAAACAGUCACCUCCAAAGACCCUAAAGCUGCGGCUGCAGCUGCCAACGACAUGCGGAAUGUGGUCAGAAGAAAAUUGACAGGAUAUGUUGGUUUUGCCAAUCUUCCCAACCAAUGGCACCGAAAGAGUGUCAGAAAGGGAUUCAAUUUCAACGUCAUGGUUGUCGGUGAAUCGGGGUUGGGCAAGUCCACACUGAUCAACACCUUGUUCAACACUUCCCUCUAUCCUCCACGCGAACGCAAAGGCCCAAGCCUGGACAUCAUCCCGAAGACUGUAUCAAUCCAGUCCAUCAGCGCCGAUAUUGAGGAGAAUGGAGUUCGCUUGCGCCUCACAGUUGUUGAUACCCCUGGCUUUGGAGAUUUCGUCAACAAUGACGACUCGUGGAGGCCGAUCGUGGAAAACAUUGAACAAAGAUUUGACGCCUAUCUCGAAGCAGAGAACAAGGUGAACCGGAUGAACAUUGUUGACAACAGAGUUCACGCGUGUGUCUACUUCAUCCAGCCAACUGGCCAUUCUCUGAAGCCUUUGGAUAUUGAGGUUAUGCGCCGCUUGCACACCAAGGUCAACCUGAUCCCUGUCAUUGCAAAGGCUGAUACCCUGACGGAUGAGGAGGUCGCUAUGUUCAAGCAACGAAUCCUUGCCGACAUCCAACACCAUUCUAUCCAAAUAUUCGAGGGCCCACGUUACGAGCUGGACGAUGAGGAAACGAUUGCCGAGAAUCAAGAAAUAAUGUCCAAAGUCCCAUUCGCUGUGGUCGGUGCCAACUAUGAAGUGACCAACCCCGAGGGAAGAAAAGUGCGCGGACGUCGCUAUCCUUGGGGUAUCAUUGAAGUGGACAACGAGGAACACUGCGAUUUCGUGAAGCUGCGCCAGAUGUUGAUCCGAACUCAUAUGGAGGAACUCAAGGAGAACACAAACAAUGUUCUGUAUGAGAACUACAGAUCUGACAAGCUCAUCCAGAUGGGUGUUUCACAAGACCCCAGUGUGUUCAAAGAGGUCAAUCCUGCAGUGAAACAAGAGGAAGAGAGGACACUCCACGAACAGAAGCUGGCCAAGAUGGAGACAGAAAUGAAGAUGGUGUUCCAGCAGAAGGUUCAGGAGAAGGAGAGCAAGCUCCAACAAAGUGAAGAGGAGCUAUUCGCUCGUCAUCGCGAGAUGAAAGAACAAUUGGAGCGACAACGCGCCGAACUUGAGGAGAAGAAAGCCCGUAUCGAACAAGGCAGGCCUAUUGAGAAGGAAGGGAAGAGAAAGGGCUUCUCGCUCCGAUAA
Exophiala viscosa is the source of this 1401-nucleotide messenger RNA. Its product is annotated as peanut-like protein 1. The record is from RefSeq and is a predicted model, not a curated record. Bases 1 to 1401 code for a protein of 466 amino acids. Lineage: Eukaryota; Fungi; Ascomycota; Eurotiomycetes; Chaetothyriales; Herpotrichiellaceae. Gene Ontology annotation, cellular component: microtubule cytoskeleton; septin ring; cell division site. The transcript has 3 exons. Gene Ontology annotation, biological process: cytoskeleton-dependent cytokinesis; intracellular protein localization. Gene Ontology annotation, molecular function: molecular adaptor activity; GTPase activity; GTP binding.